AUGUUGGAAGAAGCUAACUACUUCACUAAAUUGUCAAAAGUUCCAGUAAUAUGCAAAGUAGUUGGAAGACAAGUUCUUGAUGGAGUUGGUCUGCCAACAUUAGAAGUGGAAAUACACUGUACAGUUAAAAACUAUGAGAAGAGGAUUUGUUCCAUUGUAGUACCUUCUCAUUUUCAAAUACCUGACAAUGCUUUACCUGCAGCAAAUGAAGCUGAUGAGAAAGAAAGAAAUUCCUUUGUUAACACUGCUGUGAAAUGGGUGAAUGAAUCCCUAGACAGAUUGUUGAGAGACUUGAAUCCCACUGACCAGUGUGAAGUUGAUAAAAUACUUGGUGAAUAUUUUAUAAGAAAAGCAGAAGAAAAAGAAAUUCAAGAACAAGACGAAGCAGAAAAAGCAGAAGAUGCAGAAGUCACUCUUACCCUUGCUUCAUGCACUUCAUCAGCAACAACACUACCUGGGAAAAAAAAAGCAGAAAAACCAGGAAAGAAGGUGUCAGUUGUAGAGAGAAUGAUCCCACCUGCAGAACCUGAUGAACCUGUGCUUUGUGGCAGCUUAGCCAUUGGGGGAACAUCACUUGCUAUAGCUAAGGCUGGUGCCACCAUUAGCCAUGUCCCCUUGUACUUACAUAUUGCACUGCUGAAACAUAAGCAGGAAUCACCUAAAGAAAUGACUCUGCCAAUCCCAAUGUUUAAUCUCUUCAACUGUGAAAGAAGUACAUCUGCAAAACUAAAGUUAGUGAAAGAAAUUAUGCUUGUACCACCAGUUAAUUUAUCAGUCGAACAGGGCAUACAAAGAUUUCUGGAUAUUCAGAAAGAACUGGUGAGACUGAUGGAUCCUCCAAGCAAAGCGUCCACUGCUCAAGUAGCAGACAGUAAGAAAGGGAAAGCACAGAAUGCAGGGAAGAAAGCGCCACAAGCCUUGAAAAGAGUAUCACACUUAGGCUGCCUAAUAAUAGGAGGUGAUCAUCUGGAACAACUGCUGCUCAUAAUACAAACAGCUUGUGAUAAAAUAGAACUGAAGUUAGGAACAGACAUGUAUUUAGCAAUAAAUUGUGCUGCUCAUGAAUUAAUGGAUUAUGUUAAAGGGAAAUACGAAACACUCACUGGAACGUUCAAAAGUCCUGAUGAAAUGGUUGACAUGUAUGUGGAACUGAUUGAUAAAUUUCCUUUUAUUAUUGCAUUGAUAGAUCCCUUAAGGAAAGAGGACCGACAACAAUGGAAUAAAAUAUGCUGUGCUCUUGGUUCCAAAUGUUACCUGAUUGCUGAGGAUGCUGCCAGGUGCAUUUCCAAACUGCAAAUUGAUCAAAUGAUAAACAUACCAACCUGCAGUGGUCUUGUCCUAAAAUACAUUAACCAAACCAGGGUAUCAGACCUCAUAGAACUUACUGGACAUCUAGAUGAUCAAAGACAAAUUACCAUAUUAGGAAGUCCAGAUGGAGAAUCUUCUGAUGAUAGCCUUGUGGAUCUGGCGGUGGGACUGGGUGCCAGGUUCGUCAAGUUGGGAGGUCUUUUACGGGGAGAAAGGGUGACCAAAUACAACCGCCUCCGUGCUAUAGAGGAAGAACUGGCCAAGAAUAGAACCCUACGUAAAGCAAGUCUGGAAUUUACUGCUUUUGCUGAAGAAUCAGAGCCAGAAAAACAACUUUCUGAUAUACUUCCUCUCCCAAAGCAGGGUUUGUUGCCUCCACAGCUCUCAGCCAGCCCUGGAGGUUCUCAGCCUGCUCUCCUCCCAGAGAACGGCACACUGACCUGGGUUGUCAACAUUAAGUUUUGCAGAGAUUUCUUAACACAUUCUAGUAAGAAACUCAUGUGUUAA
Chaetura pelagica (chimney swift) is the source of this 1815-nucleotide messenger RNA. It is a transcript of the gene ENO4, whose product is annotated as enolase family member 4. Lineage: Eukaryota; Metazoa; Chordata; Aves; Apodiformes; Apodidae. The record is from RefSeq and is a predicted model, not a curated record. Gene Ontology annotation, molecular function: phosphopyruvate hydratase activity; magnesium ion binding. Gene Ontology annotation, cellular component: phosphopyruvate hydratase complex. Gene Ontology annotation, biological process: glycolytic process.